AUGCGAUCGCUUCUUCUUGUGAUUGCUUUACGCCUUGCGUCGACAGUAGCACAACGUGCGACUUCAUCAUCACUUGAAGGAAACAAUACAACGUGUAAUGCUGAUUAUCAACAAGUUGAUGAUACUGGUGAUUGUGUAUGUCGAGAAGGAUUUAGUGGCCUUGGAUGCCGCAUGUGUACAGUUAAUGCUGAACAAGAUUCUCCAGACGUAUGCGCUUCAGCUUUAGGCUCUGGUUAUUUAUGUGUCACAAGUUUUACGUAUGAUUCAAGUUCAAGUGGUAAAACGUACACAUGUACGCUCUCUAGUGACUUACAAGCACUACUUCCUGACGGUGCUAUUGACGUGAGUUGUGAACGUGAGAAUCAAGGCAAUGGAACAUGUCAAGCUGCAGUGUAUUUGUCAAAAGAGACGAUUGAUAGUGAACAUAUGAUUGAUUGUAAUAUGACUCAAUGUUCAAUGCCGACAGGAAGUGUGAAUGUUGAUUGUGGGGCUAUUACGUGCAAAUGUGGAUCUAGUUGUUCGGCAAUGACCAAACAAUUAGUGGAUGGAUUAAGUAAUCAACCCGCAAAGAUUCAAGUUGAUGAAUCAGCGGGAAUGCUAACACUUCAGAUUGAAGGUUCCCCACUUCCUUUAUCUGCUACAUGUAAAGUCUCCGCGUGUCAAUUACCCGGCACUAACGAUGGCGCAGAGGCUGGUACAGCAAGUACAACGAGCAGUGAUGACGCGUCAACUGACGAUACUGGAAAAGGACUAGCAGUUGUGGCGUGUAUCGCACUUGCGACUUUGUUACUUCUUGGAUUGUUUUCAUUCUGUUGCUGCAUUGGAGGAUCUCGUUCGGAUCAAAAAGAAGAAAAUCUUGAAACGGAAUUGCUUAAAGUAGCUACACGUUCAGCGAAAAAGUUGGAGUUUACAAACCUCAGCUGUUUUGCAGCCCCGGAACGAAAGUCCAUUGAACGAAAAGUUGUUUUAAAUGCCAUUUCUGGUAAUGUAGCACGCGGUCAAGUUCUUGGACUUCUUGGACCAAGUGGUUCUGGUAAAACCACGUUACUUAAUGCAUUAGCAGCUAUGCAAAACGGUGCCUCGACAUUCACUGGGGAGCUUUUACUCGAUGGUAGUCCCGUGACAAAAGGAUAUCGCCGCGUUGCUGCCUACGUACAGCAAGAUGAUACUCUCUUUUCAACACUUACUGUGCGCGAGUGUAUUACGUAUUCAGCUCAACUUCGACUUCCACUUUCUAUGACAAAAGCUGCGAAGAAUGCAAUGGUUAAUAAAGUCAUUACGGAGUUAAAUCUCGGACAUAUCCAAAACUCUCGUAUCGGGUGCGUAGGAGGUAGCACAACGGAUCGUGGUAUUUCUGGUGGUGAACGACGUCGUGUGAGCAUUGGCAUGGAACUUGUGACCUCACCGCAGAUUCUUCUACUUGAUGAACCAACAUCUGGACUCGAUAGCUCGUCAGCACAUUCAGUUGUGAAGCUUAUUAAGGAGUUAGCAAGUCAUGAUCGUAUCGUGAUUCUCAGUAUUCAUCAGCCCAGUUCUCGAUCGUUUUUACUGCUUGAUAAGAUUAUGCUUCUUGCAAAGGGACAAUUGCUUUACAGUGGUCCACCAGCUGACUCCAAGCAGCAUUUUAUCGAUUUAGGAUUUCAAUGUCCUGAUGACGACAAUAUUGCCGAUUUUAUUCUUGACGUCGCAAGUGACACUGAGAAUUUAUCACGCAUUCCGUCGCAUCAAGACAAUACUAUUCCAGUGAAAAUUGCGUCUUCGGUGCAGCCUCAAUCCGAACCAUAUUCUCCGUCGACACCUGUUGGUAGUCCAGCAUACGAUGCACCGUUUGUCAUUGACGAUUCUUCAGAAUCUCGAAGCUUGCCAGCAGCUUUCCAAGCAAUGAUGCUGGAACUUCGUGUCUUAUUCACGCGUACGACUCAAAAUAUCCUUCGUCAUCGGUCGCUCCUUGUUCAGCAUGUCAUCCUUAGUGUCCUGCUGGGUCUAAUUGGUGGAUUGAUUUUCAACAACGUGACGGACAAUCUCGCAGGAUUUCAAAAUCGUAUGGGUGCAUUCUUUUUCAUUCUCACGUUUUUUGGCUUUGCAAGUCUAAGUUCAAUGGAUUUGUUUAUCUCAGAGCGUCCAAUUUUCUUACGUGAGACGGGAGCAAGAUAUUAUAGCGCAUUUAGCUAUUUCCUUGCAAAAAUGACGUUAGAUGCUUUGUUACUGCGAGUGCUUCCAGCUUCGAUAUUUGCUUGGAUCUUUUACUGGUUGAUGGCACUUCAAGCAAAAUCCGAUCGAUUCUUACUAUUUUGGCUUACGCUCGUGCUCUUUAAUGUCGCUGCUGGAUCCAUUAGUGUGCUAGUGGGAGUUCUUUCAAAACGUGUUGGAUCAGCGAAUCUUGCUGCCACGGUGGUACUCUUGAUCAUGUUAUUGUUUGGUGGAUUCUUACUGAAUGCCGAGACAAUGCCAAAGUCAGUUGGAUGGUUACAGCAUUUGUCGAUAUUUAGCUAUGCAUUUGAAGUUCUUAUGGUGAAUGAACUUGAAGGAAUUGUUCUCUCAUUUGAUGCACCUGGAUACCCAGCCGUGCCUGUUUAUGGAGAAGUUUAUCUUCGGACAUUGGGUAUGGAAUAUACUCAGCGAUACUAUGACGUCGCUGCACUUGCGGUAAGCUCAAUCAUUCUACAAAUUCUUGCCUACUUUUUCAUGUCAAUGCAAGUUCCUUCAAAUCGCGCAAUCGAUGGCUAUGGUAAAAAAACAGUCUAA
Messenger RNA from Plasmopara halstedii, 2745 nucleotides. Its product is annotated as atp-binding cassette superfamily. The record is from RefSeq and is a predicted model, not a curated record. Gene Ontology annotation, molecular function: ABC-type transporter activity; ATP binding; ATP hydrolysis activity. The transcript has a single exon. NCBI's taxonomy places the organism in Eukaryota, Oomycota, Peronosporomycetes, Peronosporales, Peronosporaceae. Gene Ontology annotation, cellular component: membrane. Bases 1 to 2745 code for a protein of 914 amino acids.